Alexandromys fortis (reed vole) is the source of this 527-nucleotide messenger RNA. RefSeq names its product asialoglycoprotein receptor 1-like. The transcript is spliced from 2 exons. Lineage: Eukaryota; Metazoa; Chordata; Mammalia; Rodentia; Cricetidae. The record is from RefSeq and is a predicted model, not a curated record. Bases 32 to 277 code for a protein of 81 amino acids.
UUUCUUUCCUCAGAAAUUUGUCCAGCACCACAUGGGCCCUGUAAACACUUGGAUUGGCCUAACCGACCAGAGCGGGCCCUGGCGAUGGGUGGAUGGGACCGACUAUGAGACGAACUUCAAGAACUGGAGACCAGGGCAGCCGGAUGACUGGUACGGGCAUGGGCUUGGAGGAGGUGAGGACUGUGCCCACCUCACCAAUGAUGGCCGCUGGAAUGAUGACGUCUGCAGGAGGCCCUACCGUUGGGCCUGUGAGACAAAGCUGAAUAAGACCGGCUAGGAGCUCCCUCCCCUUAACUUAUUUCUCCAGUGCCUCAAGCUGCCGAAGUCUGGGAUUGGGAGAGCCUAGCUGGGGGUCUCCACAGCCUUAGGGAUUCUCAUCUAGGGUUUCAGGGAAGGGUAAAGAACGGUGUUGGAGGGGUGUGGCAUGACCUGGUGGGGUGGGGUCAUGGGGACCUGGGACACUGGGCAGUGUGCAGCUUACUGUUGUCCACUUUCUUUUUAAAGUAAAAAGGAGAGAAAUAUGCUUA